Molecule: messenger RNA, 1029 nt
Organism: Aspergillus luchuensis
Lineage: Eukaryota; Fungi; Ascomycota; Eurotiomycetes; Eurotiales; Aspergillaceae
Product: isoflavone reductase family protein
Exons: 1
Coding region: 1-1029 (342 amino acids)
Source: RefSeq, a predicted model, not a curated record
AUGGCAUCUCCCCAACCCACCACUCUCCCAAUCGUAGCCAUCGCCGGCGCAACCGGCCACCUAGGCAAACACGUCGCCUCAGCCUUCCUCACAUCCAACCUACGCAACCGCUUCUCCGAAAUCAUCCUUCUUUCGCGACAAGGUAGCCACCACAAUACUACACCACCAACCGACCUCCUCGACGACAGCCCCAAACUCACCAUCCGCACCUACACCGAAGAUUCCAUCCCCAGCAUCACCCGCGCCCUCCAGGGCGCUACCAUCCUUAUCAACACCAUCGGCCCCUCUGGCCACUCCUUCAAAGAGAAACUCCUCCACGCCAUCCCCCAAUCCUCCAUCCAGGUGUACUUCCCCUCCGAAUUCGGGGUGAAUCACUACGUGCACGACUUCCCGCAUCGAGAAUGGGACGCGAAGAAGAAACAUAUGGCGCUGGCGGAGCAGCUACUUCUACUUAAUACCCAAGACCCAAGCCCCAAGAAGGUGAAGAUCUGUCGUGUCUUCUGUGGGUUGUUCCUGGAGGAUAGUAUCGGGCCGUGGUUUGGGUUUGAUACGAAGCGUGGACGGUAUGAGUGUGUUGGGAGUAGUAGUAGUAGUAGUGAGGUGAAAGUGUCGUUUACUUCACUGGGGGAUGUCGGGAGGUGUGUGGCUGCGUUGGCGAGUUUGGGGAGGGAUGAGGUGCCUGAGGUGGUGCAUGUUGCUGGGGAUAGUAGGAGUGUUAAGGAGAUUGCGGAGGUUAUGGGGGAGUUUGGUGGUGGUGAGAUUGACGUGGUGGAGAUUGGGUUGGAAGGGUAUAAGAGGGAGGUGUUGGAGGGGAUGAAGGAGUCGUGGGAUCCGGCGCCGUUUUUGAGGUUUUUGAUGGGUGAGGGCAAGAUUAUGCAUACUGCUAGGGAUGGGGGUGGGUUGGGGGUUGAUCGUGAGUUGGUUAAUCCCGGGGAGAGGUUGUGGAAGUGGGAGACGCUGAGGGAUUUGGCGAGGAGGGAGGCGGGGAGGCCUUGGGGGGAUUAUGUGUGGCCGCCGAUGAAGCAGUAG